Plectropomus leopardus (leopard coralgrouper) is the source of this 2696-nucleotide messenger RNA. RefSeq names its product coiled-coil-helix-coiled-coil-helix domain containing 3b (gene chchd3b). NCBI's taxonomy places the organism in Eukaryota, Metazoa, Chordata, Actinopteri, Perciformes, Serranidae. Gene Ontology annotation, biological process: inner mitochondrial membrane organization. Gene Ontology annotation, cellular component: MICOS complex; mitochondrion. The record is from RefSeq and is a predicted model, not a curated record.
GCAGCUGUGUUGAUUUCACUGAUCCACGCUGUGGAUUAAAUAUAUUUCAGAAACCGCACAGAUCUGAUCCGAUCUGCAGCAGCGUGCAGCAGCGGGAGCGUGGAUGGGGGGAAACGGCCCGAGUCACUUCUCCCACGAGGAGGCAGGAGGCGGAGUGACUUUUGUGAAGGGCAUCCGGCUGUCGGAUAAAGUCAUAAACCGGAUGAGACAGUCCUCGAAGGUCGUCACUCCUCCUCCAGCUUCACCUGAGACACGAACAACCACUCCACUUCCUCCCCCAACUGUCGAACACUUACUACCUCUUCUGACUCCUCCUCCUCCGUUCAUCGCACCUCCCCCUCAGGAAGCUCCUUCCACACCUCCACCAGUGGAGCCUGCUCCUCCUGUAAAACUCCUCCCUCCUCCUCCUGUAAAGUUUCACUCCCUACCUCCGUCUUCUGUGGAGCCUGCAGCACCGCCUCCACCUGCAGAGCCAAAAACUGCUCCACCACCACCUCCUCCUCAAGAAGCCCCAUCAGUGGAGCCUCCUCCUCCUGUUGUGUUUCACUCCUUUCCUCCUACCUCUGUGGAGCCUGAAGCCCCGCCAAAAACUCCACCUGUUACCGACCCUGUUGUCUCAGCUCCUCCUCCACAAGUAGAAGCACCUCCUCCUCCGCCUGCUGUGGUGGAGCCAAUAGUCCUCCCUCCUGCUGGAUCCUUUAUCCAUGUAGAACCAGAAAUCACAUCUACACCGCCAGUACCAGAAGCAGUUGUCCUUCCUCCACCUGUGGAAACAGCUGUAGUUCCACCCGAACCUUUGGCUCCUCCUUUGCCUGCCGAAACGCCUCCUGCUUUGAUUGAACCUGCAGCUGUAGCUCCCUCUGCUGAACCUCUGGAAUCUGUUGUCCUGCUUUCAACACCAGUGGAGACACUUCAGCCUCCACCCGCUGCUGAAUAUACACCAGUUGAUGUAGUAGUGCCUUCAGCUGUCGUUUCACCACCUCCAUGUGAACUGGUCCCACCUCCACCUGCUCCUGAGCCAGUUGCAGCACCUCCACCUCCUCCAGAGCCGGUUGUAGUACCUCCACCUCCUCCAGAGCCGGUUGCAGCACCUCCACCUCCUCCAGAGCCGGUUAUAGUACCUCCACCUCCUCCAGAGCCGGUUGCAGCACCUCCACCUCCUCCUGUGCUGGUUACAGCACCUCCGACUCCUCCAGAGCCGGUUGCAGCACCCUCACCUCCUCCAGAGCCGGUUGUAGUACCUCCACCUCCUCCAGAGCCGAUUGUUGUACCUCCACCUCCUCCAGAGCCAGUUGCUGCACCUCCACCUCCUCCUGAGCUCACUUUUGAAGAGCCCUCCCCGCCCUGUCACUGUGUGGAGCUCGCCGUGGUUCCCACCGCUGCACCUGUGAGAGAUGAACCCUUCGUCGAGCCUGUGGCACCGCCUCCACCUGCUCCAGCGCCACCUGCCGAGGAGCCCACCUUGACCCCAUCUCUGCCUCCUGUCACUGAGGAUGAAGUACCUGUUGUUGCCUCUGCUCCACCUCCCGCAGCAGCCCCGUCUGUUUCUGCUGAAGUGACGGAGGAGGAGUUGCGGCAGAAGAUCAAAGCAGAGAUGCAGAUGAGUCUGGAGGAGGAGAUCAACCAGAGGAGGCAGGAGCUGCAGCGACAGCUGGAGGAGAUGAGGGUUCAGGCGCAGGCCGAUGCUCAGGCGGCCGCUCAGGCUCAGGUGGAAGAGCAGGUGAAGAAGACGCUGGAUACGGAGAGGGCGGCGUACAUGGAGAGCCUAACGGAGGCCAUCAUGAAGGAGCGAGUAAAGACAGACGACCAGAGGCUGAUGGUGCAGCUUUAUCGGAUGGAGCUGAAGGCUCAUCAGCUGGAGGAGAGGGAGAAAGAGCUGAAGAAACGAGACGCUCUCUACAAGGAACAUGUCGCAAAACUUGAAGCAAAGUGCACUGAGUUUUACAAAGUGUCUGCUGAGAGUUUCCAGAAGGGCAAAGAAGAGACUCACAAACGUUUUGCGCGUUUCGAUAUCCAGCCCGUGUGCGGUGACCUGCAGGGUCAGAUUUUAAAGUGUUACAGGGAGAACACAGGAAAGACUCUGUCCUGCUCCAGUAUCGCCUCAGCCUACAUGCAGUGUGUGGACAACGCCAAGAAGAAUAAAUUGAGCACUGGGGGUUAAUGUCUGAAUACUCAAUGAAGACAUCGAGACCUGACAGCUUCACUGCUGCAGCGGAGAAAAGUUAACGGACAGAAAUCAACAGACAAGUUACAGGAGAAUCAUCUCCAGCCUUUAUUUUACCUCCACAGCGACUUGUCAUCUGCUCUGGGGGUAAUGUCAUGUUUGCAGCAGAUCUGGUUCUUGGGAUCAUCUUGAAGCCAUUUGUGCCACAACAAUAACAGAUGGAUCAAAUCAUCUGAAGUGCUUUUCUUUUUGGAAAUGGGGAGAAACACAACACAGGAACACAAGUUGAACUUGUGAAUUCAAGUGUUUGUAUGACAUAUAUACUGAACGAGAUGCUGAUAAAUCAUGUGUGUGCGUGCCUUGAAGUUAUGAAAGCUAAUUAUGAGAUUGCAGAUGCAUGAGAGAACUGUUUAAUGACCUGUUGGUGUGUCAGGGUGAUUGUACUGUACAGAGAUUAUUUCAGGGUUUGUUUUCUGGUGCAUGUACACAAAAUAAAAUCAGUCACAAUAAACUUUAUUGUGGAAUCACUCAA